Messenger RNA from Durusdinium trenchii, 657 nucleotides. The record is from the annotation of a GenBank genome assembly. Lineage: Eukaryota; Dinophyceae; Suessiales; Symbiodiniaceae.
AUGGUAGAUUUGCCUUGGGACAUCAUCUCCAGCAUCCCUCAGAAUGACGAAAUUUGGAGCAUGGCGACGGCGAGGGGCAACUUCCUUCGACUCUGGCUCGGACUUGUGAUUCUUGCUUGGAUUGGUGACUGCUACACCAUCUUACUGGCCCUUUUCAUGGUGCUGAUGCUUCUUCCAGUGAUCUACGUCACGAUCCUCCUCUUCACCGACCGCCAGCUGCUGUGGCACCAAGUCACUCAGUGCUUUCGCCGACUGGAGCGACUAGAGAAAGUGGCCGCAGAAACGACGUGGCCACAGUGGAGUUCGCUUUGGCCUCAGACCCCACGAGACAAGCGCAAGUGUGCCUUUCUGUUGCUUUCCCUGCUCUUGCUGGGCUCCCUUCACGAGUGCUUCAUGAUGCACGAGCAGUUAGAGGCCAUGGCCAUGGAGGUGAAUAGUGAAGAGAUGGCGACGCGCAUGGCGCAAGAGCAAGUGGACAGGAUAUCCGGAAAGUACAACUACCAACGCAGUCCACCUGCGCCGUCCUGCGCUUGGGAUGAGAUGCGUGGAUCUUGUGCCGGUUUGUCGCAUCUUCACGGAGUGAGGAACGUCGAUCAGUGUCGAGAGAUUUGCUGUAAGAUGGGGAGCUUUUGUUCCACUUGGCAGUUUUCCUUGUGA